This is a messenger RNA of Epinephelus lanceolatus (giant grouper), 2147 nucleotides long. It is a transcript of the gene sypl2b, whose product is annotated as synaptophysin-like 2b. NCBI's taxonomy places the organism in Eukaryota, Metazoa, Chordata, Actinopteri, Perciformes, Serranidae. The record is from RefSeq and is a predicted model, not a curated record. Gene Ontology annotation, cellular component: synaptic vesicle membrane; synaptic vesicle.
UACGAUCCGCUGAAGUUGAAGAAAAGUUUGACAAGCCCAAGAUCCCCGAGAAACAAGAGAGCUGCCAAACUAAAGACCCAGCAAAGGAGAAACAUCAUCGAUACUAUCGGCUCUUUAUUUCCGGACACACGAUGGAAUCCGUCGCCCAGAAAGUCAUGUCUUCCGGAUUCACUCUUGAUUUUGGACCUCUGAAAGAGCCGCUGGCUUUCAUACGUGUGCUGGAGUGGGUGUUCUCCAUAUUUGCCUUUGCUACGACCGGAGGUUACAGCGGCACAACCAGCAUCAACGUCCAGUGCCAAGGGAGUACCAACCAAGAAGUACACGCAGAGUUUAACUACCCAUUCAGGUUGAUGCAGCAUCCUUAUUACGUUUUUGAUUGCAGUACCAAUAAAACAUCUAUGUUCUUCCUGACUGGAGACCACACAUCCUCGGCACAGUUUUACGUCUGCAUCGGAGUAUUGGCCUUCCUCUACAGCACUGCCACACUAGUCUUCUACUUGGGCUACCAGCACGUAUACAGAGAAUCUAGUCGUGGCCCCACUUUGGACCUGCUGGUGACUGCAGCCUUGGCCUUCAUGUGGCUUGCAUCAUCCUCUGCUUGGGCUAAAGGCUUGUCUGAUGUGAAGUGGGCCACCAGUCCUACAACCGUUAUUUCUCAGCUUACGUUUUGCAUGGCUGUCAACAAGUGCAGCCAAGGUGCCACACCUCACAUGGGCCGACUAAACGCCUCUGUGAUUUUUGGGUUUCUUAACCUCAUCCUGUGGGGCGGGAACUGCUGGUUCAUUUACAAGGAAACACCUUUCCACAAAUCAGCCAAUCAGCCUGCAGAUGUGGAGGGGGGUGUCAGGCCAUCGUAACCACACAGCUUCCUCAUUUCACAAUUUUCUAACAUGUAGCGUUAUUAAAUGAGUCAUUUUGGUACUAAUUGUUAAAAAAAUAACGCAGAUUACAAGAUACACAUAUUCAGAACAGACUGAUCCUUUUUUGCUACGUAUUAAUUUUAUAUUUAGGAUUUGAACUUUUUGUAGUUAAAUCAAUACAGGAAAUUUUUGCAGUCAAAUGUUUUUCAAAUAGAUGGUUGUUUUUCCUGUUUUAAAGGUUCUGUUGUAACUUAAAGAAAAUUCUUAUCGUUACUGAACCCUCUCUGUGAGGGCAUUAAGUAAACUGCAGUCAGCCUCCUGUUACUCACACUUCCAUGAGCACAAGACUAACACUGAUUGACCAUCAUCAUAUUGACGGAAGCCUGUAAGAUAAUUUCAGUCACACAUAGAAUAAUAUCAAUAUCUGCAAUCCUUCCAUAUUUCAUUUGGACGAUUGGCUCCAUGAUACUAAGUGGCUUUUGCAGUUUACAUUACCAGCUCAUGUUACAAGUAACCAUGUAGAAUAGCUAACAUUAGCUGGCUAACAUUAGCUCAGACUGUGGUUAACUCAUUGGCUGCUGCUGCAUCACUUUUGGCUCGUAGAAACCACUUUGUACCGUUAUAUCAUUUAUUGUUGGCUAAAUAAGCACCAGUUGUCAUAUUACAUAAGUUGGUAUCGUGUAUCACGUUAGCUGGGGAGGUAAUUUGGCAAGCUAGCCAACCAACAGAUCCACCCAGAUCGUAUUUUGCUAGUAAUAAUGUUAGCGAUCAAGCAAGCUAAGGUAGCCAGCUAGCCGUAAGCCCAAGUAAGCUGCGCUUUAUUGAUCCGGUGUUAGUUGCUGUGUGUAACUUAGCUGAUAAAAGUCAUUUGCAAAUGGUAGGGUUUCAUAUAAAACAAUUAUACCCAGGUAUCGAAAACAAAGUGUCCCUUAUAUCUCAGAUAGUACUGAAGAUUGAGCCAUUGCUUUUGGCUAGUAGAAAGCACUUUGUACCAUUAUAUGAUUUAAUGAUGGCUAAAUUAGCACCAGUUGUCAUAAGACACAAGUCGGUAUCAUGCAUCACGUUAGCUGGGGAGGUAAUUUGGUAAGCUAGCCAACCAACAAAUCCACUUUUGCUAGUGAUAACAUUAGCGAGCAAGCAAGCUAAGGUAGCCAGCUAGCUGCCAAAGGGGAACUGCCCAUUGGUUCGACAGCCCAUUGGUUCGACAUCCCAUUGUUCCGACCAUAUUAAACUCAUUGUUCCGAAGUCCGUUCCGAAAUCAUCAUGAUGCCCUGUGGUUAAGGUCUG